Messenger RNA from Psylliodes chrysocephalus, 393 nucleotides. The record is from the annotation of a GenBank genome assembly. NCBI's taxonomy places the organism in Eukaryota, Metazoa, Arthropoda, Insecta, Coleoptera, Chrysomelidae.
AUGGUAGUUUUAUCCGUUAUAUCAAAAGUCGAUUCUAAGUAUGUAAUUCAUCAUCCCCAUCCUGGAAUAUACGUGGAACAUAUUGGCCAUGCGAGGCUUGAUAGAGGAAUAUUUAGAAUCCAGGUAAACUUCGAAACUGCUAGGCUGAAACAAGACUUUAAAAACGUGCCAGUAGUGGUACAAGAAUUCAAUGAUCUCUGUAAUAAAACCAAGGCACUCUCCGAUGAAACUCAAUGUACGAGUCUUAGCCGUCAUCUCAUAGACCAAGAAGAUCAGCUCAGUUGGUAUAGAAGCAGUUUGCCAAGGAACAACGGGAAUCGCAAUAAAAGAGGAAUCUUGGGUAAAUUCCUAACUAGCGUAUUUGGAGUCAAGAAAAUCAACAAGAUCUCAUAA